Messenger RNA from Stegastes partitus (bicolor damselfish), 5965 nucleotides. RefSeq names its product spermatogenesis associated 2 (gene spata2). The transcript is spliced from 3 exons. Lineage: Eukaryota; Metazoa; Chordata; Actinopteri; Pomacentridae. Gene Ontology annotation, cellular component: cytoplasm. The record is from RefSeq and is a predicted model, not a curated record. Bases 547 to 2247 code for a protein of 566 amino acids. Gene Ontology annotation, biological process: protein K63-linked deubiquitination; regulation of necroptotic process; regulation of tumor necrosis factor-mediated signaling pathway.
GAUGAUGGGAAUUUCCAACAGCUGAGGAGGCGUAGCUAGCCGUGGCUAGCACUUGUUAAAGCUUGGCGAUGGCUGAGAAGAAUCACACCAUCAUGAAUGUGUCUUCUACAUGAGUGACCUUGAACUCUACGCAUGCUGAAACCAAGGGAAUAAAUACGACUCUGCAUUAACAGAGCGUGAAGCAAAAGUUCCUCCUGACUUCAUCUUGCAUGACAUAGGCCUGUUUGUCUGGAAACAAGUUGGGCUUUGAGCCAAUGCCAGAGAUGCCCGUGCAAAGGCAUCCCGACAGGCUUCAGCCUAGCUACGCCAACUGAAAGCACCAGACAACUGCAUCUCUUGUUUGAAGGAUGUGCUGCUGAGUGGAUGCAAAGUCUCACUCCUCUUCCACCUCUCCAAAACAUUAACAUUGAGUGUGUGCCAGUGUGUACAGUGAAUUAUGGUGACCAAAAAUGGUGCUUGAAUGUGGCGUCCUGGUGCAAGGUAUGCUAAAAGGGACGAGGCUCUUUCAGAAAAGUAUAACAGCUGACUAACAGUCUGCUGCCGAAAAUGGAUGCCAAGUUAAAAGAGGACCUGUUUCGGAGGUAUGUGACGGCACUGGAGAGACGUCUGGAGGAGGGAGGGGAAUACAUGGGGACUGGAACUACACCAGAGGUGGACAAAAGCAGACACAAGGACAGUGAGGCCCUACUCUCCACAGCCACAGCCCUGCUUGGAGCCUACCAGCCAGAUCCGGGACAACGGUUCCGUAUGGUGCGUUUCUAUGAGGUGGUGGAGAACUCGCUCCGCUGUCAGAGAGGGGGCAGCCUCAAGAGCCUGGAGAGAGCAUUCCACACCCUGGAAACCAUCUGCACCAACCUCUUGCUCUUCCCCUGGAAGAAGGAGUUCAGAUGUAUUAAGACCUUCACUGGCCCAUAUGUGUACCAUCUGCAGUCUGCCAUUUCUGAUGCUGAACUCCGGUCUCUAAUGCGCACCAUUGGCUACGCCUGUGACCAUGAUUCGCAGUUCCAUUUGCAGGAUCACCCAGGAGGCGUAAAUCAUCUCCGCCAGUUGGCAUUUGAGCUCUUCCUGGCCCAGGCAGAGUGUCGUCUUCUGGGAGAGGUAGUGGCUCUGGCCCGUGGUUCAGCUUCAGAGCUGGAAGCCCUGGAACUCCGCAGAGGUUGCAGAGAUGAUGCAGCUGGCUGUGCCGAGGCACUGCGCAGACGCGACAGCCUUGGGGCAGAUAUGGCUAGGCUGUCUGUGCGGCCGCUGGAUAUAGAGAGGCCUCAUGCUCACCACCUGAGGCGAGGUAGCCGACCGUCUAAGUCUGUGGAUGUUACAGAUGGGGCUGGUCACUGGCACGCAGCGGUUAGCAAGCCCGUGUUGAAGGCCUCAUUGAGUCUAAGGAAGGAACCUCUGUUUGUGGAUACAGAGGAGGAUAUGAAGGAUGAGAUUAUCAGGCCCAGCACCUCAGCAUCUCUUUUCUCUGUGGCAGCUCCACCUUCCUAUAGCCCUGUUGCAGAUUUUUUCCCAAUUCAGUCACCUCCCCCGGCCGAUCCCUACACAUCUUACCAUCUGUCUUCUUUGGAUGAGAUUGACUUGUACACAGAGAGGGGUGGAACGGGAGGAAGGCAAACUCCAUCUCGACCUCCAUCCAGAGAGCCUCGAGAUGCAAGGGAUGGGUGGCUGCUCAAAGCUCACGGUAGUGUGAAGUGCCAGGGCUGUGGACUGGGCUGCUCCACAAUGGCCUCCUGCCAGAGGUGUGACAUGAUCCUCUGUGCUGCCUGUCAUGAUGUGGACCCCUCCCCUUGCUGUGGCCUCCAGGACUACCACCCCAAAUCUCCACGGCCCCUUGAUGGAUACAUUCCCGUCAAGGAAAAGCUCUCUGUCUACUCAAACACUCAUUCCCACUCCCAUCUCCAUCCGCACCCCCUCACACUAACCCACUCUCAUUCUCAUCCCCACCCUCACCCCCAGAUGGUGGAGAAACCCCUCAUGUCCACUAAGCUGUUUCCAAGCAAAUCUGUUGCCUUGACAACACCAAAGGGAGGCAGCAGUGAGCGACUAAGCAUGGGGGGAUCGCGAUGCGGGUUUUGCAACAAGCCAGGUGCAUCACACACUUGUGUGAACUGCUCGAAGGUGUCAUGUGACUCGUGCAUGGGCUUGUAUGCAAAGGAUAUGUGCACGCGAAAGAAUCCUCAGCACAGCUUUGUGCCCAACCAUCAGCUCAACUUCAAAUCUGGCACCAUAUCUCACCUGGUGUACCGAUGAAUCAGGCAGACAGAAUAUAUAUAUAUAUUUUUUCUCCCUCCCAGUCCCCUCCCUUAACCCGCAAUGUAGUCUUGCACUAUUGCUUUAGCUUCCUUCCUGCUUAAACAGUUCAUUCACUAUCUUCCCCUGUAUCUGAUGGUCUUUUCUCUAACCCCCUCUUGAACUUUGUACAUUUUCUCUUACUGUCAGUAGGGCCGUGGAAUGCACAUGCCACAGAGAGCCAUAUCGUCUGCCCAUCUCUCUGCCUUGUAUAAGUUCAGGCCUUUUAUCUAUUUCUUCUUCCUUUUACCUUGCUACCUGCUCUUGAGUAGUCAUGUGAUGUUGUAGCGCUUCCCAAAUUCCUCAAAUUUUGCCCUCCUCAAAAGGGAAACUGGAGAAAAGAGAGUUAAAUUCUCAUUUUUUGAAUGAAUUCCGUCCAAAUGAACAUUAUACUUUGCCUAACUUCUCAGCUAAAAAUUCCUCUAAUAUAUAAAUAUAAAUAUAAAUAUAUAUAUAUAGUAUAUAUAUAUGUGUGAGUGAGAAUGUAUGUGUGUGUGUGUGCGUGUGUGUGCGUGUGGAAAAGACCUCUGAGCUUGCAUUGUGAUAAAGGAGAUCUUUUUAAACUUGAAAAAAUGUAGGGAAAAAGAGAAAACAUACACUGGAAGUCAAUAAGUCAAUAGUAUAUAUUUUUAAUCUCUAUUCUCUAGAACAAUGUGAGACUGUUAAAUGGGCAUGAGGUCUGGCAUUGGGAUUUUUUGGGGUUUCAACUUCUGUAUGUGGGUGCGGGGUGGGAGAUAUCUCAAAGGGACAUAUUGAGACAAUGGUCAGAUGCCAUAUAUUCUAUUUAAAAGAUUAUGCCUUGUAAAUUAACCCUCAAUUGUUUCUGGUUACACGACUGAGAUUUAAAUGCUGCUGUUGACUUGAGACAUUGAAGAUGUGUGGCGUUGAUUUCUUACUGGUGGUUGUGUCAGCUCCAAGCCCCCCUCCCCUCCCCCUCCCAUCCCCCCUGUCCAUUACACUCCUUAAGCCCUCAUGGUUCAUGAUGUUGUAGUGCCCCCUCACCAGAUCAGUGGUUCAGUGUCAGUCUCAGGUGGGGUCACAGGAAGUCUCACGCUGGGCCACGAAUCAAGUGAUCACGGUUCUUAGACAAUGUGUGAGCCUACUGAUUGGUUUUAGGCAGUAUGAAAGAAUAUACUCUAACAUGGUUUCUGUCUACCUCAAAUGGCUUCAGCUUAUACACCCAAUUUGACUUUGUGGUUUCAAACUAGCCCUGAAAACCUAAGAAUUGCUGUAUAUUUAUUACAUGAUUUCUUCUGUAAUUUGCAAACUUUUUUUUGUUUUAGCAGGAAAACAUUCACUCUUACAAUCAAGUGAGUCAGUCACUUUUAGAGGUUAGCGAACGUUAUUUAUUUUUGUGAGAUAAUCCUGGGCUUUCUUUGUGUGAACAACAAUUACAAAGCUGUCUCAUCGUGCAGCUGGUUACGGUUUGUGUCUGCACAGGUGACGGAGAAGAAAAACGUCAACUAUAAUGCAAUUUAGUACAAUAGCAGCGCAUCAAAUACUUGUGAGGCUUAAUCUGUCAGCAGGAUAAUUUUGAACCUGCAUUUUGCGACAGUGUCCUGAAUUGCAUUGUACUGUAAUUUGUCUCUUUUUGUCCGAUUGGCAAAAUAUCGCAGCCAAAGAAACCACACGAUAUGUUGCAGGCCAGUAUAACACUACCACAGAUUCAGAGCUGAACAGUCUUUCUUACACAGUAAAGACGUAACAGUUGCAGCUUUGCGAACAAACUAUUUAUCUAUUAAACUAUAUUUUGCAGGGAUUUCUGUGAAGUCCAUCUUUCUCAGCUACUUAUGUGUUCACAUUUUAAAAAGCCCCUUCUGUCCUAUGUUGGAAACUAAUGAAUUCAUUUAUUAGUAAACUUCAAAAGGCCUUUUUUUUUCUCAUCACAAUAUUCUGCCUACAUUUAAAACCAAGAGUCAGAAAUUUAGUGGGCAGCUUUAGCGUUCAGACUUUCUUUCUCCAUGCAAGGGGAGAAUUUUUUGUAUAUCGCAGUUGGUCGUCACAAAGGGCUAAUUUAAAAUCACAUUUCAUUGAACAAAAAAAAAAGUCUGAGUCAGGGUUAUUUUGACAGACUACUUAGGCUGCUGUAGCCUUUAUUUUCUGUCAGGAAUAACCUCUAAAUGCCUUAAGCUCAUUCAGCUGUCUUAUCCUACAGUAUUUAAGUUUCUGAUGUAGUCAUUUACUCUGCUUUGUGGUUUACCAGCCUAUAGGUUAAACAUUUUACAUGUUUACCAGACUACACAAACUUAAAGCAGUUCUGUGAUAGCUAAGGAAAGACUUCAGAGUAAUCUAAAAGUACACAUAAGCUUAUGGGUAGGUUUGUUUUUUUUUUUUCAAACAGAGCAUACCUACCAUGUGUAUUUACAGAAUUAUGCAGCAAUUCAAACAUUGUACACCUAUAUAAGGGUUACUGUCUGUAGUAAUAACCAUGAUUUGCUUAGAAGUCAAAUUUGGUAUCUAUUUUUGUUUGCUGACAGAUAAACACACAUAGGUUUCAGGAAACUUCUUUUCAUUCCUUCCCUUCAAACCUGAAAUUUGUGUUUUGUGUCUUCAUGUGUAUUAAUCGAAACAUAAAGAAGGGAUGUUUUGAUUCCAGUUGGAUGUAGUUUAAAGCUUCUUUGAGAAGAUGUUCUUGAGUCAGCAUUAGCUUACUUGGGUAUCAAAAAUGUUCUGAGUGACCUUAGGGGAGGUGUGCAAUUUUUUCUGUUUCCAUCUGAUGAAGCCUUUUUUUCUUUUUUUUUUUAAGAUAGUUUGAAUAUUUAUCAUAGAUAUAUUUCAGUUUCUCAUCUCUGUAUGUAAAUCAUACCAGCAACAAAGACAACUUUCAGAAGUAUUGAGCCAUGUUGCAAGAGUGAUCAUAUUGCCAAAUGAAGAACAAAUAUCUUACUGGAGUAGAAAACGAAAUCCUGUGGCUUGCCUGGAUGUACAGUUAAUGUAACAUAAAUCUGUGAUUUUGCUAAAGUUUAACUUUGUGUCUGUAGAUGUUGGCCUUUUUAAGAAGCCCAGAAAGAAAAUCAUCAACAUAGAUACCUACUCACACACCAUGGGAUGUGAAUUUGACUUGAAACAGUGGACUGAUAACUUGUGUAGGUCACUACAAAGGGCUAAACAGUCUUCAGGGCUGCUGCUAAGUUUGUGGGCACUGUUUUAGUGAGAAACUGACUUGUCAUAGAUAAAUAUCUAAUGUGGAGAUUACAUUCAUCAGUGGAUAUGAAUUACUGAUGCUGGGGAAGACAAGCAUAAUGGAAUACAUCGAGCCAUUUUAACAUGAUUGGUUUAACCCACGCCGGACACACUCAAGUCAUUGUGGAAGUCAAUACUCCCUUUACCUCUUUGUGUGUUUAUCUUACUGAUAUUAACAGUGGUGGUGUAGUUAGGCAGCCUCUUUACCAUUCCCUGUUUCCCCUAACCUUUUUCUUGGCAUGCUCUGUACAAGGACCAUACCCAUAUCCCCCCUCCUGACCCUCCCACCCCCACCCACCUUGGCACUGAGGAUCAUUGCACAAUGUGUAUGUGAAGGGGUAUGGACCUUACGAUCAAUAUGUGGGCAUACAUGGGGUGGAAAGGGAAAAUAGCCAAAAUUGUUAAUUGGUGAAUAUAUAUGAGAUGAAGAGAAAUGAAAUGAAACAAAACGUAAAUGAGAUUUUAUAAAAUAAUUUCAAGAAUAAAAUUCUGAAAA